This is a messenger RNA of Lasiosphaeria miniovina, 330 nucleotides long. RefSeq lists its product as uncharacterized. The coding region runs from base 1 to 330 and encodes 109 amino acids. The record is from RefSeq and is a predicted model, not a curated record. Lineage: Eukaryota; Fungi; Ascomycota; Sordariomycetes; Sordariales; Lasiosphaeriaceae. The transcript has 6 exons.
AUGCCGCACUUUUCACGGUGCCUGUGCGGGGGCACCCACCUCUGCCCCUCGCCCCCGGCCGUCUCUGCUGCUUUAGUGCGGUGGUUGACGUACCGCCAGGGGGUGACAGGGGUGUCAGCGCUUCUUGCGCUGUCGUUGGCCGUGUUCGAUUUGCUAUCGAUAUAUAAAAACGACAUCCACGUCCAGCUCCACCUAGUCGCACUAGCGGCAACAUCAGCCGCGAUAUUUUCUUCGACCUCCACCUUGGCCAAUCCGAGUAUUUUCGUAAACAACGACGCCGAUUCCGGGCUCGGCCCUGGUGCAAAGCGUACACCAUUCCAUGGUAAAUAG